AUGACGAUCUACGCUACUGAACAAAGUAACACCAUUGAUUCAGACGACGAAAGCGACCCUCGAAUGAGAUCAGCAAAAUGGAGUGUCGAUGAGCAGGAUGUUACGCUGAACACCAAAAACGCCAACGCCGAUCACGCUGUGACAAACGCCCAAUCCGAUAACAGCGAUUCCGACGACGUUAUAGUUGUUGGGAGCAGUGACAGUCGACCAAGUUAUCUCGAUAUCAACGAUUUGGAUGCAGUAUGUGGAAGCCUUUUAGAUGAUGAUAGCAAUCAUGUACCAUCAAAUGAGGAAGCAGGAGGUACUCCUGGUACAACACCAUCAUCAUCCGACGCAUCAACAGCAAGGAAGAGAAGACCCAAUGGUCGCCGUAGAAAGAAGAUUGAUUUUGGACCUCCUGCUGCCAUGAGCGAGAAUAUGGAACCCAUGUACGCUGUUGAGCGGAUAGUCAAUCACAAAAUCUAUCGAGGAAGAGUGGUUCAAUAUGAGAUACAAUGGGCUGGUUUUUCAUCAAAGGAGAAUUCCUAUGAGAAUGCAAACGACAUCCAUGAAGAUUGCCCAGAGUUUUGUGCCGCGUAUUGGGAUGAGCAUGAACCUCGACCACCCAAUGCACCGGGUUAUAGAAAAGAAGGGGAAGACGCGACGUCAGCAUCAAGGUCAAUGACAAUCGAAUCAUCACCAUCACAGCAACCUCGACCCGAUUUUAGAGAAGAGGAGCGGCGAGAUACAACCUCAGCAUCACCACCGCCACCACCACGUUCCGAGACUUUUGAACUUGAUGAUGCCGAGGGUGAGGUGGAUUCGGUAUAUCACAAAAGAGACAAUCACUCAUCCUAUCUCAAAGACGUACAACGAUCGUUAUCACCAUCACCAUCAUCUUUCAAAUCAUCCAAUUUUGGGAGCAGCAUGCUGGAUCAAAUCACACCAUCAAUAUCAACCCAACCAUCAAAGCAACAGGAGACUUUUAAUGAAAUGAUGGACAAUGCCACUGCACCAACAUCUCCAUUACCAACAACCCAUCCUUCAUCACUCUCAGAGAAACAACCAUCACCAUCGCACAAUCAUACCACGUUGAAAGACAAACCACCAUCAUCACUACGUCGUUCACCAUUAGGAGAAAAAGUGUCAUCAUUGUCACCGGUUUCAUUGUCCAAAGACAAAGCAACGCCAAAGGUGACUUUUAAGACGCCUGAUAAGCUGCCGAAUGAGAAUGAAAAGCCAACGCCACCACCAUCUACUACUACCAGAAACCAGCAUCAUCGCAACUAUUCAGCUCUUUUGGAUGGCAUCACCUGUAUACCACCCUUCUUGAAACGACAAGGAUUUAUAUUUGCCAAGGAUGCGGAUUAUCCAAACCAUGAUACCCACUGGACCAAGGAGAUGGAUAAACUCCUACAUAUCCAACAUAUCGAAACAAAAAACCAGUUACUCGCAUAUAUCAGCUGGAAAAAUGGCUACAAGACCGUACAUCCCGUUCAAGAACUCCAUUACCAUUGCCCUGGCAUUUUGAUUGACUUUUAUGAAGCACAUAUACAACUUGGUUAUAAUGAAACAAACACAUGA
Molecule: messenger RNA, 1563 nt
Organism: Lichtheimia ornata
Lineage: Eukaryota; Fungi; Mucoromycota; Mucoromycetes; Mucorales; Lichtheimiaceae
Exons: 5
Coding region: 1-1563 (520 amino acids)
Cellular component (GO): nucleus
Source: RefSeq, a predicted model, not a curated record